Heterobasidion irregulare TC 32-1 is the source of this 2238-nucleotide messenger RNA. RefSeq lists its product as uncharacterized. The record is from RefSeq and is a predicted model, not a curated record. Gene Ontology annotation, cellular component: anaphase-promoting complex. Gene Ontology annotation, biological process: ubiquitin-dependent protein catabolic process. Gene Ontology annotation, molecular function: ubiquitin protein ligase binding. NCBI's taxonomy places the organism in Eukaryota, Fungi, Basidiomycota, Agaricomycetes, Russulales, Bondarzewiaceae. The transcript has 17 exons. Bases 1 to 2238 code for a protein of 745 amino acids.
AUGGGUUCCGAGUCCGUGCGUGCUCAAGUGAGCGCCAAAUGGCAAGAUGCAUUUGCCCGCCUGAACCGUGAAGCGCCUGGUAUUGCAGGUCUGAUGUCGUUCAGUGAGGCGUGGAAGACUUCGACGGACUUCUUAUACCCGAGGAAACUAGGUGAUCCGCCUAAGGAUUUCAGCUCUCUGGAGGUCAGAGGUGCCUUCGAUGUGUUGAUGCAAUGUCGCAUGCUACCUGUGUUGCUCGAGAAUUUUAUCGAGGAUGUGCGGAGGCGAAAGUAUCUUAUCACUGAAGAUGUUGCGAAGUUCAUGGAACAAUAUGAGACGACUGGGGAUCCCAGGGUCAUCGCUCAGCUUGUGUUCCGACUCGCAGAAUGGCACAAGGCAUGGGCGCCAGGUGGAGAACUAGGUCACACCAUCACUUCUACCUACGUUGUCCACUUCCAGACCCACAUCUUCUCCGCUUUGCCUCCAACCUUUGCUGGGGGGUUCAAGAAGCUCAUAGCUGCCACUCUUGAAGCUACGACCGACCCUUUGUCGUCAAUGGCGCCUUAUUAUCAGGAUCCGAAGCUUUGGGCGGCGUUCGAGAUGCUGGGGCUCGUCGAUCGCUACGAGUCUCUGAUCGCCAGUGUUUGUUAUGAACAUAUCGAGAAUCAUGUUCGGAGCACAUGUCAAGGUCGAUGGGACGAGCCCAUGUUGACCAUUCUUAGAGAUUGGAUGGCGGACAAGGUUGUGCCCUGGAUGCUACUUCCAUACGCAAGAGGUGCAAGAAAUGCGGAGGAGGCGCGAACAAUGCUUCAAGGAGUUGGUUCUCGUUUCGACUUCCACGUCUGCAAGACCCUCUGUGACCUUCGGACCAAGGAAAUAUUUGAUAUAAUAAUCGAUUAUCCAGAAUCAACGCCGGCCCUCCAUGAUUUGAAGGAAUGCCUCGCGCGAGUUGACCAGCGAACCGAAUUGGUCCAAUCCCUUCGUAAGGCAAAUAAAAAACGGCUUUUGCAUCCAGGGGCAGACACAAAGGACAUUCUCACACAAUACGUCUCAAUCAUCCGAUGUUUGCGCAUCGUCGACCCUCCAGGGGUACUUCUCUUCAAAGUAGCUGAUCCUAUCCGACGGUACCUGAGAGAGAAACCUGACACCAUCCGAUGUAUUGUCGCAAGUCUUGUAGGCGACGGAGAAAGCGGCGAUUCGUUGGUCGACGACAACGAUCCGAUUCAACCAUUGCAGGGCGUCCAGGUUGAUGAUUAUUUGGAUCCCAGCUGGGAGCCUGAACCCAUGGAUGCAGGGCCUGAUUUCCGAACGAACAAACCGAGCGACGUGAUUAGCACUCUUGUCAGCAUUUAUGACUCCAAGGACCUCUUUGUGAAAGAGCUGCAGGUACUCCUAGCUCAGCGUCUACUGGCUAUCACAGACGGUAACUUUGAGAAAGAGCGUCGUAACAUCGAGAUCUUGAAAAUUCGCUUCGGAGAGGGCCCGCUGCAGGUAUGUGAGGUCAUGUUGAAAGACAUGACCGAUUCGCGUCGAAUAGACCAGCACGUCCAGUCUCAAAAGAGCUCCAUCAUGCAUCCGACCAUAAUAUCCCGCCACUUCUGGCCACCAUUACAGUCGAGCACAUUCGACAUGCCAGGGCAGUUCCGAGAGAUUCAAAGCUCAUAUGCAAGCGAGUACAUAACCUUCAAGCCGGAUAAGAAGCUGCGCUGGCUCCCGCAUCUCGGCUCGGUCCAUCUGGAUAUCGAGUUGCAAGAUAGAACCGUGACCGCGGACGUGCCGCCUCUGGAAGCGGCCUUCAUCGAGAUGUUCUCGGAAAAGGAUGUAUGGACGGUUGACGAAUUAAUAUUACGCGUUGGCCCUGUCGACCGGACGUCAGCGCUCAAGGCUCUCCUGGCUUGGGUGGACCGUGGCGUGCUGAAAGAAGACAAGGACGACACAUUCAAGCUUUUGGAAGAGGUCGACGCAUCGCAGCCAGAACCUCACAUACGACCAUCUGGAACGCGGGCACAGAACGAGGAGCUGCUGCCGGUGUUGUCGGUGCAGCAACAACAGGCAGAACAGAUGAAAGUCUUUUGGAGGUUCAUCGAGGGCAUGCUCACAAAUCUGGGGUCUCUCCCACUCGACAGAAUACAAAACAUGCUCAAGUUCGCGCCUGGCUACGAUCGGAGGAUUGAUCAGCUGGCUGCAUUCAUGGAUGCGGCGCAGCGAGAGGGGCUCGUUGUCACCACGAAAGAAGGGCUCUGGAAGUUAAAUCGCUAA